AGAGAGAGAGAGAAAAGAAAAAGAAAAAAAGGGAGGCGAAGCAAAUAACGAAAAACAAAGUGAAGAAGAGAGAAACAAAGCAAAAUAAAUAACUAAACAAAAAAGUACAAAGAAAAGAACAAACAGAGAUGGUGAACGAGAUGAAAGUUCCCGUGUUUACGAUCAAAGCAAACAGCGGAUGAGACUCAGCGGGAGUGACAAAGUGUGUGUGUGUUCGUCUGUUUGUUUCCAUCACUAGCCCGCCUGUGUUUGUGUGCGUGGUGUUUAAAUCUAUCUGUUGACACACACACACACACACACACACACACACACACACACACACACACACACACACACACACACACACACACACACACACAUAAUGGAAUACAGUGCCACAAUGUCCUUCCUUCUGGCACUCCUGACGAUGUUGAUGAUGGCUCCAGCAAGCACACAGGCAGACUGUGGCAUCAGCAAAUUCUACACACACCGCCAGCCGCGUCUUCACCUCACCUUCACGCAUGCAGAAGAAGACAGAGGAGGAGGAGGAGGAAGAGGAGGAGGAGAGUUACCAGACGGAGGAAUACGAGACGGAGACCAAAACAACACACGGAACUUUAGACAGAAUAACAGGAUGAUGGUGUUUGGUGACCGUUCGGAAGGAAGGAUUGUGGGAGGCAAGGAGAGCGUACCUGGAGCUUGGCCGUGGCAGGUGUCGCUGCAGCUGAUCCACCCUCGCUGGGGCAGAAUCGGUCACUGGUGUGGGGGCGUGUUGGUGAGCCGGCGGUGGGUUGUGACGGCCGCCCACUGCAUUAACAACAAGGCGUUCAGCUUCACACGGACGGCGGCGGUGUGGCAGGUCUUGCUGGGCCAACACGACCGCGGGGCAACCGAGGCGCGGGGCGUGGUGACAGGCGUCCACUCCCUCGUCACGCACGCCAGCUUCAAGGACUACCAGCACGACAUUGCGCUCUUACAACUCCGCGAAGACGUCACCUACACAGACUACAUCCAGCCGAUCUGCCUACCGGACACCGCGCCGCUGGACACCGAGAGCUUCCUGGGCAUCAAGUGCGUGGCGACGGGCUGGGGCAUGCGGGCACACGGCGGGCACCUGGAGACGAAGCUGAAGGAGGUGGUGGUGCCGGUGGUGAACAACAGCCACUGCGUCAAAAUGUACGGGAUGAUGCAUAACAUACCUGUCCACACCUACCACCUGUGUGCCGGCCAGGUGGAGGGGCACGGCCUGGGCACGUGUGUGGGUGACUCGGGCGGACCUCUGCAGUGCAACAUGAAGGACGGUCGUUGGUACCUGGCCGGCGUCACGUCCUUUGGGUCAGGAUGCGCUAAACCCGGGUUCCCAGAUGUGUACACGCGCAUAACGCAUUAUCUCCCGUGGCUGAAGAGACAGAUGCGAGUGAACAGGUGAUGGUAGUUGUGGUAGUAGUGGUAGUUGUUAUGCGGGGCUAGUUUUGGGGUGGGUAGUGGUGGUUGUUGUGUUGUUAGUGGUGGUGUAGAGAUGGAAGUUGUUGUUUUUAGAAGUUGUGGAUUUUAGAAGGCGUUGAAGAUGGUGUUGAUGGAGAUGAAGAAGAAGAUUUGGUGGUGGUGGAGGAGGAUGUAAGAAGAGAGAAGAGAGAAGAGAUGAAGAAGAAGAAGAAGAAGAAGAAGAAGAAGAAGAAGAAGAAGAAGAAGAAGAAGAAGAAGAAGUAGUAGAAGAACAAGAACAAGAACAAAAAGAAAAAGAAAAAGAAGAAGAAGAAGAAGAAGAAGAUAUUAAAAGAAGAAAACUACAAAACACAAACAGAAGACUAGUCGCAGUAGUAGUAGUAGUAGUAGUAGUAGUAGAAAAUAAGAAAGAAGAUGAAAGAAAGAAAAUAUGACAUAAGAAUAUUUGUGAUAAUGAAAAUGAUGACGAUGAUGAUGAUGAUGAUGAUGAUGAUGACCUGUGGUGUGUGAUAGUGACCUGAUCUGGUGUUUAGAACUUAGUGUUUGUGACGAUAAUAAUGAUGAUGAUGAUGAUGAUGAUAAGGAUGAUAAUGAUAGUGAUAAAAACAAUGACAGUGAUGAUAAAUGAUGAUGAAGAUGACGGUGACAGUGAGUUAUGUUUUUCCGUGUUUUUUUUUUUUUUUUUUGGUGUGUAAUUCCUGAACUAACUUAUCAUUAUCAUCCUCAUCCUCCUCAUCCUCCUCAUCAUCAUCAUUGUUUUUGUUGCUUAUUACGUUAUAGGCCCCAGUCCGUUAUGGCGCGCAGGCAAGUGUUUACAGUGGCGCCGUCUUGCUAAGCUCAUGCACCCCCCCCACCCACCCACCCACCCCCGGAGCUCGAGAAUCUAGAGUCCGGGUUGAUAAGUGGUCUUCAGGACAGCAUGCGGGUGAUAACGAUGAACUGUUGUUGUUGUUGUUGUUGUUGUUGUUGUUGUUGUAACGCGAUACCUCUUUCUUUAUUUUUGUAA
Messenger RNA from Eriocheir sinensis (Chinese mitten crab), 2431 nucleotides. Its product is annotated as tryptase-like. The record is from RefSeq and is a predicted model, not a curated record. The coding region runs from base 362 to 1408 and encodes 348 amino acids. NCBI's taxonomy places the organism in Eukaryota, Metazoa, Arthropoda, Malacostraca, Decapoda, Varunidae. The transcript has 6 exons. Gene Ontology annotation, biological process: proteolysis. Gene Ontology annotation, molecular function: serine-type endopeptidase activity.